Messenger RNA from Macadamia integrifolia, 2409 nucleotides. RefSeq names its product rop guanine nucleotide exchange factor 14. The coding region runs from base 550 to 2274 and encodes 574 amino acids. The transcript is spliced from 10 exons. NCBI's taxonomy places the organism in Eukaryota, Viridiplantae, Streptophyta, Magnoliopsida, Proteales, Proteaceae. The record is from RefSeq and is a predicted model, not a curated record. Gene Ontology annotation, molecular function: guanyl-nucleotide exchange factor activity.
CUCUCUCUGCUCUCUGUGAGUCUCAAAGUCUCAAGAGUCUCAACUACACAAUUGACAUCUCUCCUCAAAUCUCUCAAAGUCCCAACUCCCAACCCAGCAUUUGUUCUCUUUCCCACUUCGGUGUUCUAUGCUUUUACUCUGUACUCUUCUCAGUUUCUCAGACAUACUAUUAUCAAUAUUUUUUCUCAUUUAAAACCAUUAUUGAACGUUAAUCUUCUUGGUGGGUUUCUCUGACCAAAGGACAGUGAUCAGUACUGUAUUCAUGGAGCUUUGAAGAUAACGAAUAGCUAAUCUUGUGAAGAGGAAUCAGACUCAUUAAAGGACCAGAGAUCGUGAGCUUGGGCUCCCCCAGUAUCUUGAUUUCUCGACCUGACUGAGUUUCAGUAAAGUCUCAUCACAAGGUCCUCAAUUAUGAGGAGAUUGGUUUGCUGUAGAUGGCAUAGAGGGCUCAGCUUCGACUUUGAUGAGCAAGACAGGGGGGGGGUUCUCUUUGCGAGGAGAAAGUGAAAUGUGGGACCCAAAGAGGAUAGAUGAUGAAGCAGAGUUCUCAUGGUUCUAAUUAAACUGCUAUUUCAAUUUGGAACCGCACGGCUCAGUAGUCUUUAUACUGUAUUGCUAUCACACUCUAUAAGUGAGGGAGACAGAGGGAUAGUAACAUACAAUGGUCUUGAGAGCCGCAUUCUCAAUAGCUGUACUUAUGACAAUGAAAGUGGCACAAGUAGAGGAGAUGGUUGCCCAACCGACUCAUUAGAUGAAGAUGCCUCUAGUUGUUCUUCUAGCAAAGAUGCCUUCGGGUCAUUUUCCUCUCAGUGCCUGGUAAACAAGCCAAAUGAGCACGGUCCAAAUGAAUGGGAGGAUGUCUCAAGCAUCCCACAACAUAUCUGUGCCAAAGAGAAACCCCCAGUUUACUCCAUCCAAUUUUCGGAUGUGGAGGCCAUGAAAGAAAGAUUUGCGAAGUUGUUGUUGGGUGAAGAUGUCACAGGAGGGAGAAAGGGCCUCAGCCCUGCAUUAGCAUUAUCAAAUGCAAUAACAAAUCUUGCAGCAUCAAUAUUUGGGGAGCUGUGGAAAUUAGAGCCACUGCCAGAAGAAAGGAAGAGCAGAUGGCGAAGAGAAAUGGAUUGGUUGCUUUCCCCCACUCAUUACAUGGUUGAACUGGUUCCUGCAAAGCAAAAUGGUGCUGAUGGUGGUAUCUUGGAGAUAAUGAUCCCAAAAGCUCGUCCUGACGUCCACGUGAAUCUUCCUGCACUUCAAAAGCUAGACUCCAUGCUCAUUGAAUUACUAGAUUCAAUGGUGAAUACAGAAUUCUGGUAUGCUGAAGGAGGUAGUAGAGCAGAAGGAAGGAGUAGUAGUGAGAGGCAGAGUAGGAGAUGGUGGCUUCCAUCUCCCCGUGUUCCAAUGACUGGGCUGUCAGUAACUGGAAGGAAGAAGUUGAUAUAUCAGGGGAAGGUGGUGGAGCAAAUGUUUAAGGCCACAAAAUCAAUUAAUGAAAAUGUUUUGCUUGAGAUGCCUGUUCCAACUUUCAUCAAAGAUGCACUUCCUAAGUCUGGCAGGGCAAGCCUUGGUGAAGAACUCUAUAAGAUCUUGACUGCAGAUUUGAGCUCUGUUGAGGAAACGUUUGAUUCUCUCAAUUUGGAAAGUGAACAUGCCAUCCUUGAGACUGUGAACAGGUUGGAGACUGCCGUGUUUGCUUGGAAACAGAAAAUUUCUGGCCACAUAAGUGGUAAAUCUCCAGUUCGAAAUUCAUGGUCCUUUGUGAGGGACCCCAUCUCUGAGCUAGAUAAGAUAGAGAACCUGAUGGAGAGAGCUGAAGGCCUUCUGCAGCUUCUGAAGAUCAAAUUUCCAAACCUUCCUCAAACCUUUCUUGAUGUUACCAAGGUCCAGUACAACAAGGAUGUUGGGCAUUCGAUUCUGGAAGCUUAUUCAAGAGUUCUGGGAAGCUUGGCAUUUAGCAUCCUCUGUAGGAUCAAAGAUAUCUUGCAGGAAGAUCUCUUGAGCAAUCCAAACUCUCCAGUCACAUGCUGCUUUCCUGGAAUUAAUCUCAGUGGAAACUAUGAUACUCAAAUUGCAAAGGAUUCGGUUCGUCACUCACUUAUUGAUCAGAUGAACAGGGUGGAUGGACAAUUCCGAGGUAUCAAUGGAAGCAAGGUUCAUGAUGCCGAAUUCUCCGACAACGAAGUUAAACCAAAUUUGCUGAUUGCUACACCCUGUAGAAGCCGAGUUUGGUGCAUUGGUAGAAAAGCAUGUAGCAGUUUGUCUGCACCGAAUUCCCCAUGAUAAUGAAAUAGACUAUCCGAAAGUCCCUUUUUUUCGGGUAAAAGAAAUAUAUAAUGUCAGUGUAAUACAACAGUAUUCCCAUUUAAGGUCAUUUCUCUGAAGGAAGUUUAAUCAAUAUCAGUUAAUUUCUACAAA